UUGCAGUGAUUUUUCACGUAGCAAUGCAGCAUUCGAAGAGUUUGCAUGUGUGUGUGAGAGAGAGAGAGGAACCCAUGUAGUUAGUGGAGAGCAAAUCCAAAUGCUGGUGGCUCUGGUGUCAUUGUAGCUAUAUUUGUUUAUGUUUUUUGUUUUUUUGUUUUUUUUUUUGUUUUUGUCUUUCUCUCUUCUCUUGAUUUUUUGUUUCCCUCGCAGUUGUAAUGUCUUGUUUUCCAGCAAUGGUUAACAAGCUUGUUUCAGUUUGUGUGGAUAUGUGCACCUUCUAACUUGUGGCUACAGAGAGAAUUGAGGCAUAGUGGAACAGGACAUUUUAGGACGGUCAUGCGAGGCUAUGACCUGCUACCCAAAGUUUUCAAUAAGAAAAUUAGGGCUUCAAAAUGUUCCUGGGCGUGCGGAGAAUGUUGUUGGAGAGUUCUGGGAGACCCAAACUAAUGCGACAGGGGACUCGCUGGAUGUCAAAAACAGUGGACAUGAAGGAGAGAUUGGCUGAAUUAAUCCCGAAAGAACAGGACCGUUUGAAGAAGAUUAAGAAAGAUUAUGGCAAGAUAUCUCUCGGAGACACCACUGUCGACAUGUGCAUUGGCGGCAUGCGUGGCAUCAAAGGCAUGCUAUGGGAGACAUCCUUGCUCGACGCUGAUGAGGGUAUUCGGUUCAGGGGACUCUCCAUUCCUGAAUGCCAGAAGAAGUUGCCGGCAGCAAUUAGUGGAGGCGAGCCUUUGCCCGAAGGCUUAUUGUGGCUUUUAGUUACUGGCGAGGUACCUACAAAGGAACAAGUUGCUGGGUUGACCAAGGAUUUUCGGAAGCGGUCUAAGGUUCCAGGAUUUGUGUUUGACGUUUUGAAUAAAUUUCCUACCACUGCACAUCCCAUGUCCCAGCUUUCUGCUGGUAUUAUGGCUCUCCAGACCCAGAGCCAAUUUGCGAAGGCUUAUGAAGAAGGGAUUCAUAAAAGCAAAUACUGGCAGCCAGUAUACGAAGAUUCCAUGAAUUUGAUGGCUCAGUUACCAGAGGUUGCGGCUUUCAUAUACCGUAGAGUUUACAAAGGAGGAAAGACCAUACCUCCAGAUCCAAAGUUGGACUAUGCUGCCAAUUAUGCGCACAUGCUGGGUUUUACAGACAAGAAAUUUCAUGAGCUUAUGCGACUUUACAUAACCAUUCACAGUGAUCAUGAGGGUGGCAAUGUAAGUGCUCAUACUGUGCAUCUGGUGGGAAGUGCACUUUCUGACCCCUACCUAUCGGUUGCAGCUGGAAUGAACGGGCUAGCUGGUCCGCUCCAUGGACUUGCAAAUCAGCUUCGGCCUCAGCUGAUGAAGGUUAUGAUUGUUAGUGCCCAGGAGGUACUGAGAUGGAUACAAGAUGUUGUGAAAGAGGUCGGAGCUGAUGUUACCACAGAGCAACUAAAGGAGUUUGUAUGGAAGACCUUGAAGAGCGGUAAGGUGGUGCCUGGUUACGGGCAUGCAGUGCUGCGGAAAACGGAUCCCCGAUACCAGUGUCAGCGUGAAUUUGCGCUUAAGCAUCUACCAGAUGAUCCAUUGUUCAAAAUGGUAUCAAAGAUAUACGAAGUUGUACCACCAAUACUCUUGGAAACUGGAAAGGUAAAAAACCCAUGGCCGAAUGUAGAUGCUCAUAGUGGAGUAUUGCUUCAACACUAUGGUCUGAAAGAACAGAACUACUAUACUGUACUGUUUGGAAUAUCUCGAACUAUGGGUGUCCUUUCACAACUCAUUUGGGAUCGAGCAUUAGGUUUGCCACUUGAGAGGCCCAAGAGUUUAACCUUUGGCUGGAUUGAGAAUUAUUGCAAGGGAAAAGGUCAAAUGAAGAAAAAGUAGUAAGAGUAGCAAUUAAGAAAAAAUCAUGAGCCUUCACAAGUAUAAAUGAGGCAUUGACAUUGGUCCAACACCUCACCAAAAAUUUACCACUUCAAAGCUCAAUUCAUUCCUCCAAAAGCCAAUCUUCAAAUGCUUAUUGCAUUCCUGAUUUUUGAAGUGAAGACUUAUUGCAGUUUCAUGGCAUUGAUGUUCUUGGGAUUUAUUCACCAACGUUUUUUUGAAGUAAUGAGAAAUAUGAAAAAGAAGAAGAAAAGGGGGACAAAAAUGAUUUGUUUUGUGAAAAAAAAUGAAGGAUCCAUAAAGAUAUGAGCUGUUUAAAGUAUGAUUGUUAGUUGAUUGCAAUCGAAUGAGUUUGAUUUGAUGUUUUUGAAGUAAAUACAAAUAUUUCGUAGAUA
Messenger RNA from Physcomitrium patens, 2239 nucleotides. Its product is annotated as citrate synthase 4, mitochondrial. Gene Ontology annotation, biological process: carbohydrate metabolic process; tricarboxylic acid cycle; citrate metabolic process. The record is from RefSeq and is a predicted model, not a curated record. Gene Ontology annotation, cellular component: mitochondrial matrix. NCBI's taxonomy places the organism in Eukaryota, Viridiplantae, Streptophyta, Bryopsida, Funariales, Funariaceae.